Suricata suricatta (meerkat) is the source of this 456-nucleotide messenger RNA. Its product is annotated as NTF2-related export protein 1-like. Gene Ontology annotation, cellular component: nuclear pore central transport channel. The record is from RefSeq and is a predicted model, not a curated record. The transcript has a single exon. Gene Ontology annotation, biological process: protein import into nucleus. Lineage: Eukaryota; Metazoa; Chordata; Mammalia; Carnivora; Herpestidae. The annotation marks the transcript as partial.
AAACUGCUGUCCUGCCUGUACAUGGGAACGGCCACCCUGGUGUGGAAUGGAAAUGCUGUUUCAGGACAAGAGUCCUUGAGUGAGUUUUUUGAAAUGUUGCCUUCCAGUGAGUUUCAGAUCAGUGUGGUAGACUGCCAGCCUGUCCACGAGGAAGCCACUCCGAGCCAGACUACAGUCCUUGUUGUGAUCUGUGGGACAGUGAAGUUUGAGGGCAACAGGCAACAGGACUUUAACCAGAACCUCAUCCUGACCGCCCAGGCCUCACCCAGCAACACGGUGUGGAAAAUAGCAAGUGACUGCUUCCGGUUCCAGGACUGGGCCAGCUAGUGGUGGCAAGAAAGGCCUCUGUUUCACCCCCAGCUCUGUAGGGAAACACAGAUCUCAAAAUGUGGGGACAUAAGUUCCUUUCUGUUACUUCAGGCCACACCACCCCAUCUUAACUCUGCAUUUGUUGGA